UUCGCCUAUGUGACACAAUUACAACAACUUUGAGCUGGUGUGGGGGGAAGUUUACUAUAUUACCAAAUAACGCCCUAUCGUAAAAAACCGGCAUCAACUCUACUCCUUGCAUUAUUUGGCAAAUACAUACAUGUAGUAUUUUGUGUACAAUCAUGCGAUAAGGCUGUUUUUGGACGGGUCUUGUUUUCCUCCAGGAUUUGGCAAUCACUCGGCUGAGCUAGCAACGUUUUCAGUACUACAUACGGUGGUGUACUUUCGUUCUUAUAUUUUGGGGGAGUUUUGUCGCCCGCUUCCCUGUUCCUUUUCUAUGCAAUCGUGCGGAGUGUCGCUCGACGCGGCUGCUGCUCGAAGUCUCGGCGCUGCUGGUGAUGAGGAAAAGAAAAUGGCGGCGGGAAAAGCGAAUGGAAUAGAAUUGGACUUUCUGAAGCUAACAGCGCAGGAGAGAGAGAGCUUGGUCGAAAUUGACAGUUCACUAUUUGGAUUUCAGAGGCUUCAUGAAGAUGGCGCCAGAACGAAGGCCUUGCUGUUAAAGGCUGUAAGCUGCUAUGACUCUGCCAUCCUGAAGUCAGAAGGGAAAGUAGAGCCAGAGAUGUUCUGCCAGCUGGGCCACUUCAAUCUUCUCCUGGAGGACUAUCCAAAAGCAUUAUCUGCAUAUCAGAGGUACUACAGUUUACAGUCGGACUACUGGAAGAAUGCUGCCUUUUUAUAUGGCCUUGGUUUGGUCUACUUCCAUUACAACACAUUUCACUGGUCAGUGCAGCCCUCCUCCUCAGAGGCCCAGGCAGGACAGAGAAGGGCGAUAAAAGCAUUUCAGGAUGGGCUCUAUAUUGACCCCAGUUUCUCCCGAGCCACAGAGAUCCACAUGAGACUGGGCCUCAUGUUUAAAGGCAACACCAAUUACAAGUCCAGUCUGAAGCAUUUUCAGCUGGCUUUGAUUGACUCCAACCCCUGCACUUUGUCCAAAGCUGAAAUUCAGUUCCACAUCGCUCAUUUAUAUGAGAUUCAGAAGAAAUUCAGAACAGCAAAAGAAGCGUAUGAGAAUUUACUCCAGACAGAGAAUCUUCCUGCACAGGUGAAGGCUGCUACACUGCAGCAACUAGGCUGGAUGCAUCACACAGUGGAGCGGUUAGGGGACCCAGGCUCCAAGGACAGCUAUGCCAUCCAGUGUCUGCAGAAGUCACUAGAAGCAGACCCCAACUCUGGACAGUCCUGGUACUUCCUCGGCAGGUGCUACUCCAGUAUUGGGAAAGUCCAGGAUGCCUUCAUCUCCUACAGACAGUCCAUUGACAAGUCUGAGUCCAGCGCUGACACCUGGUGCUCCAUAGGUGUUCUGUACCAGCAGCAGAACCAGCCUAUGGAUGCUCUGCAGGCGUACAUCUGUGCAGUGCAGCUGGACCACAGUCAUGCGGCUGCCUGGAUGGACCUGGGCACGCUCUACGAGUCCUGCGGGCAGCCGCACGACGCAAUCAAGUGUUACAUCAACGCCACGCGCAGCAAGGCCUGCACCAACACCGCUGCCCUCAUACACCGCAUUAAACUGCUCCAGGCUCACCCUCAGACAGGUAGUGUUGCGGGGGGGAAGGGUGGUAAAAUGCUUCCUAGUAUUGAGGAGGCGUGGAGCCUGCCCAUCCCCGCUGAGCUCACCUCCAGACAGGGGGGCCUGAACACUGCAGCAGGCAGCCCAGGGCCACAGGCACAGCAGCAGGCAUGUAAGCCCCACCAGGGAGGUGAGGGAGGCCAGGUGCAGACACAGGUCUCUCCCCAUCCAAGCCACACUGACAGUCAGGCCAGCCCUGCCAAGAGAAAAUGCACCACCAGCCCAGCUAAGAGUGGUGUCGACUUGUGGACAAACGACCCGGUACAACAGCAGAUCCCCAGCUGGUACCUAACGCCACAGAGACUACAGCUCCUGGAUCAGCUCUGGACCAACCGGACCAGUCUGAAACCACCACAGGUACAGAUGCUGGAUCAGCUGGAAAAGCAGUUCUCCCUCAUGCAGCAGCAUCAACAGCAGGUGAAACAGCAGGCAGCAGGCCAGUUGUGGCCCACACAACCCAACGGCCCCUCGCUAUCUCCAAACUCCCUCCCCUCACCUCACCCCCUCUCCCGGGCUUCACCUAUCAGUCACACCACAGCCCACCCUCCCUGCACUCCUCAGCCAAUGGCCAACGGACCUUUAUCUUUAUGUCACCUGGGACAGCUGGGUAAUCAGAAGGCGGGGACCAUGGGCAAUAAUCACACUCCCGGUUUACCGGGUGCAGGGACUUUACCGGGGGGUCUAACGGAAAGUGGCGGGAGUAACAGAAACGUGCCUUACCUGCAGCAGAACUGUCUACCUCACAACUGCGCAGCCGCUAGUGAUACCAGUACCCCUACCAGCAACAACACCAGUCACUGCAGUAACAGUACCAGUAAUGCAGAGGAGGCCUGGAAGAGCCAGCAACACACCAACUCCCCAGAGGGGCUUCACAAAGGUCCAGGUUCAUAUUCGGCAGGUCCCAAUGGAGAACACCCUUCCUCCCCCUCCCAUCCUACCCAGGCAGCUGGCCCUGGUUCUCAAAGUCUAAAUCAGGUCGGACAUUCCACCGGGCCCUGCCCUGCCUCCUCUUCCUCCUCCUGUUCCUCCCUCUCCUCCUUCUCCUCUUCGCCACAGAGGGGCGGUGCCUCAAACUAUCUCCCCUCCUCUCCCCUCCCCUCCACCACCACUACCUCAGGGGCCCAAACCAAAGAGACCACACCUUUAGGAAGCAGCAGCGGAUUGGCUAAUCACAUCCAGCAGGGAGCGGUGACCACCACGUACAGCUCGGAGAGCCAAUCCCAGCCCGGCUCUCCUCCUCCGGACGCGUUCAGUUCAGACGACCCUCAGCUCUCAGCCUUGCUCAGAGGAAAGGACAAUAAUAAGGAUGAUGAAAACCACGAUAGUAAUAAUAAUCAUCAUCAUCGUGGUGUUAAUCAAGGAGCCACCACGGACGAUAAUAUCAAGGUCAACAACAUCCACCCGGGUGUCCACCAUGGAGGUCCCAAACCCCUGUCGGAACACUCUGUGGCGUCCUCGCCCCUCUCAGCCAUGUCCGUCACCACCCCUUCCCCCCACCGCUCCACUAACCCCCCGACAGCCAGCAACCUCGCCAGCCUUAACAGCAGCCCAUCCAACAGAGGAACCACCGGUACCACCACUACCCCACAGGUCAAUGGUAAGGGGCUAGAGGACUCUCGCAGCCCAGUCAAGGUGGAUCCCACUGAGCUGUCUCACAGAAGGCCAGCCCUGGCCUCAUGGUCCUCAGUAUCCAUCUACCCCAGCUCAAACCAGGUGCUCAAAGCAUGCAGGAACCUGGGGAAGAAUGGCCUGUCCAGCAGAAGUAUCUUCCUUGAUCAGUGUCCCCCGCCCAGGCCCCCCCAGCCCCCCUCACCCUCGCUGCCGAAGGACAAACUCAACCCCUCCACACCCAGUAUCUACCUGGAGAAUAAGAGAGAUGCCUUCUUCCCUCCGCUUCACCAGUUCUGCACCAACCCCUCCAACCCUGUCACUGUCAUCAGAGGGCUGGCCGGGGCGCUCAAACUGGACCUGGGUCUGUUCUCUACUAAGUCCCUGGUGGAGGCUAACCCAGACCACCUGGUGGAGGUGCGGACUCAGCUGUCUCAGCCCACCGAUGAGAACUGGGACCUGAGCGGCACCAGGAAGAUGUGGCGCUGCCAGAGCAGCCAGUCACACACCACCAUCGCCAAGUACGCCCAAUAUCAGGCGUCGUCCUUCCAGGAUUCACUACGGGAGGAGAAGAAGAUGGAGCUGGAAGCAGAGGCAGCCAACGCAGAGAGUGUGGUGUGCCGGAAGAAAGGGCCCUUCAAACACAUCAAGUUUGGCACCAACAUCGACCUGUCCGACGAUAGGAAGUGGAAACUGCAUCUGCAGGAGCUCAGUAAGCUGCCAGCCUUUGCCAGGGUGGUGUCUGCUGGAAACCUGCUCAGCCACGUAGGACACACCAUCCUGGGCAUGAACACUGUCCAGCUUUACAUGAAGGUCCCUGGGAGCAGGACGCCAGGUCACCAAGAGAACAACAACUUCUGUUCAGUGAACAUCAACAUUGGCCCGGGGGACUGUGAGUGGUUCUCUGUGCCCCAGCCUUACUGGGGAAUCAUCAACGACUUCUGUGAAAAGAACAACAUCAACUUCCUGAUGGGGUCAUGGUGGCCCAACCUGGAGGACCUGUACGAGGCAGAUGUCCCCGUCUACCGCUUCAUCCAGCGCCCCGGAGACCUGGUGUGGCUCAACACGGGCACCGUCCACUGGGUCCAGGCCAUUGGCUGGUGCAACAACAUCGCCUGGAACGUAGGACCCCUCACUGCGUACCAGUAUAAGCUGGCAGCAGAGCGAUAUGAAUGGAAUAAGCUGCAGAGCGUCAAGUCCAUUGUCCCCAUGAUACACCUCUCCUGGAACAUGGCCAGGAAUAUCAAAGUCUCCGACAGCAAGCUCUUCCAGAUGAUCAAGUACUGUCUGCUGCGGACAUUGAAGCAGUGUCAGAUGCUGCGGGAGCUACUCCAGGCGUCAGGCAAGGAGCUGGUGUGGCACGGCAGGACCAGGGACGAACCCGCACAUUACUGCAGCAUCUGUGAGGUGGAGGUGUUUGCCCUACUGUUUGUAACCAGUGAGAGCAACAGCAGGAAGAAUUACGUGGUGCACUGUCAGGACUGUGCCCGUAGGGGGAGCUCUAACCUGGACAACUUUGUGGUGCUGGAGCAGUACAAGAUGGACGACCUCACACAGGUCUACGACCAGUUCACACUCGCUCCUCCUUUGCCAUCAUCCUCUUGACGGUAACAUUCUGUUGUUCUGAGGACAAUAAGAAUCCAUGCUGUACUCCCAGAAGCCACCGGAAGCCCCUUUUCUGAUAUUCAGGAAGUGAGCCAGCAGUCCUCUUCUGCUUUCUGUAGAUAUUCCACAAGGCAGCUGGGUGAAAAGCUGUGCGUCUAUGCAACCUGCCCAGAGUGGAGGUGAGGUGUCUCCUCCUAGAGGACUGGAGGGGGAGGGCAUUACUGCUGCCUUCUCCACCAGCCGUGGUGGAAAAAGUACCCCAUUGUCAUACUUGAGUAGAGGUAAAGAUACCUUGAUAGAAAAUCACCAGCCACCAGUAAAAUACUACUUGAGUAAAAGUCUACUAUAUGGUUUUAAAUAUACUUCAGUAUCAACAUCACACAAAGACUAUUGACUUGAUACACAUUUCCCUUUUUUAAUGAUGUUUGUGGGCUGAUACAAACGUGCUCUGAGUUGGUGUGUGUCCCCCUUGAGUCUACGUCCUAGAAUCACUGGUCUUUUGUAUGUUAGUCAAUAGAAGUCGUCUUUGGGCAAGAAAAUAAGAAGAAGAAAACAUUUUGUAAAGUAAUAUAUAUAUUUUUUUACUGUUUUUGUUAUUUUGGAACCAUAUGGUUUGGUUCUGUAGGUAAAAUAGUAUUCCAAUGAGAGAGAAAUUAACAGCCAAGUCACCAAGAGACUUUUUUUUCUCUAACCUUUGUUGUAAAUUUACACUAUUUAUAAAAUGUAUAUUUAUUGCUUGAAAAUAUUUGUUGAUCGAAUGCUGUCAUUUUUUCUCCCACAGAUGACCUGCCAUUUAAAGGAGUUUUAUACACGACCCUUCCUACGUUUUCUAUACAAAUAAAACUGCUUUAGAAAAGCAUUUUUCCAGAGACUCCUUGAAAUGGUUUUAUUGUUUGAAGGAUGUUCGAGUCAUUAAACAGAAGUUGUAUUCAUUUA
Messenger RNA from Oncorhynchus gorbuscha (pink salmon), 5746 nucleotides. Its product is annotated as lysine-specific demethylase 6A-like. Gene Ontology annotation, biological process: heart development; regulation of gene expression. Gene Ontology annotation, cellular component: MLL3/4 complex. The record is from RefSeq and is a predicted model, not a curated record. The coding region runs from base 308 to 4810 and encodes 1500 amino acids. NCBI's taxonomy places the organism in Eukaryota, Metazoa, Chordata, Actinopteri, Salmoniformes, Salmonidae. Gene Ontology annotation, molecular function: protein binding; histone H3K27me2/H3K27me3 demethylase activity; chromatin DNA binding. The transcript has 31 exons.